UCCCUUUUGUCCAUGUUAGUCACUCCCCAUAGUCCUCUGCUGUCUACUUCCAUCAUUUUCCUCCUCUUUUCCCCCACAAACCCUCAUCUCCUUCAACAGAAAUACAUACAAAAAAAAAAAUUCAAAUAAAAUCCAUUCUAAAUUCAAGAAUUUAGGUUAGAAGUUACAGAUCAUCAGAUCUCAAGUAUGGCGAAGCCUCCUCAUCCUCCUCAUCAUCAUCCUCAUCAUCACAAACCCCCGAGUGGGCGCACAAAUUUAGCUUCGUGCAUCGUGGCCACCAUUUUCCUCAUCUUCCUCCUCAUCGUCGUCUUCAUUGUCUACUUCACCGUCUUCAAGCCCAAGGACCCCACCAUAACCGUCAACGCCAUCCAGCUCCCCACCUUCUCCACCGCCAAUUCCACCGUCAAUUUCACCUUCUCCCAAUACGUCUCCGUCCAGAACCCUAACCGCGCCGUCUUCACCCACUACGACAGCUCCCUUCUGCUCCUCUACUCCGGCACCCAGGUCGGCUUCAUGUUCAUCCCCGCCGGAAAGAUCCGCGCCGGCAAGACCCAGUACAUGGCCGCCACGUUUUCCGUUCAGUCGUUCCCGCUUUCCGCUGCUGGGCAGCCGCUCACCGUUGGCCCCACGGUUACUGAUGGGCUCAGCGGGUUCCGGGUCGGGCCUGAGUUGGAGAUCGAGUCGAGAUUGGAAAUGGCGGGUCGGGUCCGGAUGCUCCACUUUUUUACCCACCACGUCGAGGCUAAAGCAGAUUGUAGAGUGUCUGUUUCUGUAAGUGAUGGAACUGUAAUGGGUUUUCACUGUUAGUUAUUUUGUUUUAACUGUUUUCUUUUCUUUUCUUUUUUUAAAUUAAUUUAUCACUUACUCCCACUAUAUAUUCUUUUUUUUAGUUGAACCCCAAGAUUCCUCUGAAGAAAUUGUAAAAAAUUUAAUUUAUUUAAAUUUAAAUGUAAAAA
Molecule: messenger RNA, 956 nt
Organism: Ipomoea triloba (trilobed morning glory)
Lineage: Eukaryota; Viridiplantae; Streptophyta; Magnoliopsida; Solanales; Convolvulaceae
Exons: 1
Coding region: 187-807 (206 amino acids)
Source: RefSeq, a predicted model, not a curated record